GGAUGAAUAAUAUAGUGAGCCUCGUAUAUAACACCAUCCAUCUCUCUUUUUCUUCUCUGUUUCGAUAUUUCAACUUCCCUCUCUCUCUCUCUCUCUCUCUCUUCUGUAACUUCCCUUCUUUCUCUCUCUCUCGCUGCAUAUCUGAUUCCCUUUAAUUCGAUGAAGAAAGUUGCAUCGGCAUCAGCUAAGAUGACGACGCUUAAGGAUGAGUGGGUGGCAGCGGCGAUGACGGACGACCAGAUGGUCGUAGAGCUUCUUUUACGGCUGAAGCACACGGGGACGGUGGCUGCGGAAAAUCCGGAGACGAAUCUGGCUCCGAUGCGGUGGGGAAUCCGUCAACGACGGUCACGGUCCUCAAGAUCCGGCGGCGGCGUUGCGUUGAAGAAGGAUGCGGAUUCGGUUAGAGGUAGUCCGAAGACUCCGCUCUCAUGGAGCGGCGGAUCUGGAAGUGGCGGCGCCUCUGCAUCUCCCUCCGCCGAGGACACCAGUCGCCAAGCUAGCUGCUCCACGUCUACAGGAUCCGGAUCUAAGGCUUUCCCCACUAACGAAAUCACCAGUUGUUUUCCCAAGAGGUUGAAGAACAAGAAGUCAUCUUCUGAGCUUAAACACGAAGAGAACUUGAAGUUGAAGGAAAGACUCCACCUUGAAAAGGAGAUUGCAAGUCUCCGAGCAACAUUCGACCAACAAAACGUAAUGAACCAAAGGUUGAAGAGGAUUAAGCUUGACUUGAACUCAGGCCAUGUCAAGAACGAGACUCCUGUUGAUCUGAUUCGUAAAUCACAAGGCGAAUCAAAACCUUGCAGAAUAGAGGGCAAGACCGCUACCUCGGAGAGCUUAUUCUUCUUACCUGAUCUCAACAUAACACCAUCCGAGGACGAGUUAUUGUAUGGAACUAGCUAGGUGCCAAAAUUUCUAUCUCGAUUUGAGUUACAACCAAGAAGGGAGGCAGAGACUUUAACAACGAAAGUGAUUGUAUAUUGUCUCUUCCCAUCAUUCUUGUUUCUUUCUGGGGGUAAAACGCUCAUUACUUCUUGAUUAUUUUUUUUAAGAAGAAAGUGAAUGUUAAGUUCUUUAGUGUUUUGUUCUCUCUCUUUUCUACCCGAUUCCUUGUAGCUAAAGCGUUGUUUGAGGAAAAAGUAGGACAACUAAUAGACUUUUGUGUCUUCGAA
Brassica napus (rape) is the source of this 1169-nucleotide messenger RNA. RefSeq lists its product as uncharacterized. The record is from RefSeq and is a predicted model, not a curated record. The transcript has 6 exons. Lineage: Eukaryota; Viridiplantae; Streptophyta; Magnoliopsida; Brassicales; Brassicaceae. Bases 160 to 900 code for a protein of 246 amino acids.